Molecule: messenger RNA, 2177 nt
Organism: Chara braunii
Lineage: Eukaryota; Viridiplantae; Streptophyta; Charophyceae; Charales; Characeae
Source: the annotation of a GenBank genome assembly
GAACGACUGGGAAGUUUAUGCCUUGAGAGCAGGAUGGACUGAUCGGGAAGCGAUAAUGGGAUUCAUUAAUCAUACCGAUCUCAAACUAGACAAAGACGUGCGUGCUGCUAUACCCGAGGAUUGGAAGUGGGCAACUUUCAGAGAACGAUUGUCUCGAGCUUUUGCAUGUGACGACAUCUUCUACUCGAUCGAGGACUUAAAGGAGAUGAAGAAGGAGGAAGGAGAGACGUUAGUGGCAUUUGCGAGACGCUUUGAGACGGCAUCUGAACCAUUGAUAGAAAAUGGGUUUCUCGGUGAGAUAGAACGAUGCGGCAUAUUCAUGGGGACUCUGCCUAUCGAGAGAAGAGAGUUUGUUAUGGAGAGCAUGCCUACUAAAUGGGUGACGUUCGCUCAGACAAGGGCAUUGGCUUUGCAGACUGGGGGACCGGAUGCCAAAACUCAUCUACGUAGGGUGUUGGAGAAACUAAGGAAAGGAGUACCCGGAAGUCAUUUAGAAAAACAAUUCAGUGAUGAGGAUGGAAGAGAGUUCAUGCCGCCUGACAAAAGUAAAGUAAGUAGAGAUAGUGGGGAAUGGAAAGGAGGAAAACGUGGCAACUGGAAGAAGAACGACGGAUAUUUAGGGAGAAAUCUGGUGCCGAGUGUCAGGUUUGAGGAGGACCGGAAUACAAGUGAGGAUGAGGAGGAAGAUAUACGUUGUCGAAUUUCCACGGACUCCGAGAUGGGUAUUAGCAACGUAGUGAGGACAGCAGAAGAGCCAGAGCAGGGAGAGUUCUGGGUAUCUAGUGUCCAAUUUGAGGAGGACCCAGACCCGAAUGAUAGUCUGACGGUUGGGGUUUCGAGUAUUCGGUUUGAGAGUUGCGAGGAGGAUUCUGACCCAGCUCUAGUGUGUGCUAAGGAAGUGAGUGAGGAAUCAGAAGAAAAUGGAGCCGAUAAUAUUAGCCUUGAUAUUAAUAUUUCGCUGAAGGGCGAAGAUCCGAGGGUUAUGGAGGGGGCAUUGGCAGAUCGAACCACGACAAUGAAGACGAUAACGAUAGAUGAAGAACGUGAAGACUUGAAACGUACUGAAGAAGCCCAAGAUGAGUUGAUAGAGGAUCAAGAUGAGAAAAAUCUCCUCGGCGAAGUUGUAGGCGCCAAAAUUUCACAAGCAUUUGAAGUCAUGAAUGAGCCAGACAACAGCUAUGAGCUUGUGCGACUGUUUGAGACCGUCGAGUCGGACGACAACUAUGAGCUUGCGCGACUGUUUGAGACCGUCGAGCCGGACAACAGCUAUGAGCUUGCGCAACUGUUUGAGAUCGUCGAGCCGGACGACAACUAUGAGCUUGCGCGACUGUUUGAGACCGUCGAGCCGGACGGAAACUAUGAGCUUGCGCGACUGUUUGAGAUCGUCGAGCCGGACGACAGCAAUGAGUUUGCGCAAUUGUUUGAGACCGUCAAGCCGUACGACAGGUAUGAGCUUGCACAACUGUUUGAGACCAUUGAUAUGACCGGAAACGAUGUUGGGAAUAGUGUUAAGACAGUUGCGAGCCAAAAUCUGGAAACUAUGAAAGAUAUUGGAAAUUUCAUAAUGGAUCAAAGCACGACUGUGAAUGUUGAACGAGAAUCGGAUGGCGGCCUUUUGGAAGGUCAAGACUAUGGGAUUCGACUUCCAUCUGACCAAGAAGGCCGAGGAAAAACCAUCGUGGAGGUUAAGUCUAUUGAGGAUGCUGACCAUCUUAGAAGCAUGCCAAGAGGAUUUAAGGAACUGUCAGAACUCAAGGAAGGACUCCAAGUGAAAGAAUCCGUUAUUGACGACAAUGAUUCGGUCAAGACUGAAAAUUGGGUCGCGGGAUUUCCACUUGGGAUAAGGGUGCGAGCCUUAACUUCGGCAUCUUACUUGGCAUAGCUGAUCGUCUCAUUACGUUUGAUCUUUAUGGUGGCGCGAGGGGUGAACUAUGGUCCUUAUGGGUCUGUAGAAGCCUGUCAUGCAAUGCCUUUCCUACAAGACCCUCCCUCAUACUCUUUCAAGUCUUAAUGAUUGGGUGGAAAAUGGGUGCAAGGAGGGGAAGGAUGCUCGUGAACGGAGGAGGUAAAACUCGGAAGUUCAAAGGCCUGAUGUUUGAAGAAGGAGGUACUUUAGCAUUUAUCAAACUGAUCCUGCCGACUAAGCGUGUGAGCAAAAGUAAAUUAUACUUCCACAA